This is a messenger RNA of Alnus glutinosa, 1653 nucleotides long. Its product is annotated as ABSCISIC ACID-INSENSITIVE 5-like protein 2. Gene Ontology annotation, cellular component: nucleus. Gene Ontology annotation, biological process: positive regulation of DNA-templated transcription. Gene Ontology annotation, molecular function: DNA-binding transcription factor activity. The record is from RefSeq and is a predicted model, not a curated record. NCBI's taxonomy places the organism in Eukaryota, Viridiplantae, Streptophyta, Magnoliopsida, Fagales, Betulaceae. The transcript is spliced from 4 exons. The coding region runs from base 344 to 1144 and encodes 266 amino acids.
AAAAAAGGAGACCCGACCCGAUGAAUUGAAGCCACAGACCCAGCCUCGAACGCGAAGGUGCAACGGGCAAAGAAUCAAUGAGCCAACCGCAAACUAAAUGCACAACAGAAAAAGGCAUCAAUUUUGGGUUCUCUGCGUUGCGCUUCAUCUUCUAAUCUCGAUUCGCUUCGGUCUCCCUCAGUUGGGUUGUGUUGCGGCAUACGAAUACUCCUCGUGGAUUCCUGGUGUAAUUUACGACUCAGCCAAAAAAAAAAAAAAAAAAAAAAAACCCACGCCUUUCACGAUUUAGAUCCAUAUUCCCGUCAUCCCAUAAUUCUCUUCCAUUUCUCCAGGUUUUUGUUCCAUGGGGAUUCAAACAAUGGGGUCUCAAGGCAAUGGCCAACAGCCUCAUUUACAGCCAUCCCCAUUGUCAAGGCAGAGCUCAUGGUUUAACCUCACCCUAGACGAAGUUAAAAACCAGUUGGGAGACAUGGGGAAACCGGUGGGUAGUAUGAACCUUGACGAGCUUCUUCAGAAAGUGUGGACUGCUGAAGCAAAUCAAUCCAUGGGAAUGGACAAUGAGAACUUCUCUUCGGCGUCUUCCCUCCAACGUCAGGCCAGUGCAACAUUGGCUAGGGCAUUGAGUGGGAAGACGGUUGAUCAAGUGUGGAGAGAGAUUCAACAAGGGCAGAAUAAGAGGUAUGGUGAAGGCAUGAGUGGUCAGGAUAGAAAUAUGACGCUUGGGGAAAUGACUUUAGAAGACUUCUUGGUACAAGCAGGGCUUUUUGCUAAAGCUUCUAUAGGUCCUACCAUGGAGUUGGAUAUGGCUGAGCAGAGUUUUCCUCUGAAAAUGGCUUUGUCAUCAUCCCCUUCAACUGGCACCUUAUCAGAUACAACAAUGCCAGGACGGAAAAGGAAUUCCUCGGAUACGUUGGAGAAGACUAUGGAUAGGAGGCUAAGGAGAAAAAUCAAGAACAGGGAAUCAGCUGCGCGCUCACGAGCUAGAAAACAGGCUUACCAUAACGAACUGGUGGGCAAGGUUUCACGAUUGGAAGAGGAGAAUAUAAAGCUCAAGAAAGAGAAGGAAUUUGAUAAAAUGUUGCCUUGUGAAUCAUCACCUGAAACAAAGUAUCAGCUUCGAAGAACAAAUUCAGCCUCUUUCUGAGAUCAUCUUUGCACUGAAGGUUUGGAGUUCCUUAUUAUUGUUGGGACUGAUGUGAUGGACACGUGGGGAAGCUGCUUUGGGAUUUCUGAACCAGGCGGCUUAUGUGCUUCCUCCUCUCCCACCAUUAUGGGCUGGCUUUAUGUAAAUUUAUGAUUUUUAACUGAUUUUCAAAUAUAUAUUUCAGCAAAAGUGCUAUGUUUAUAAAUUUCGGCUCUGUUUUGCUGAAAACUAUAUCAGGAAAGAAGCGAGAGUCCAUGUCAGUCGAGAUGCAUAUUGGUAUAAUUACAACAUGAUUAUAUUGCUUGAUCUCUAGUCUAUUUCCUGGAAAGUUGGCUUGCAAGAGGAAAGCAAUGAAGCCUCUUUAGGAUUUUGAAGUUUAGGACUGCAAUUGACCAAGUGAAUAUUCUUGGUGAAACUUAGGAGUCAUGUCAUAUCCAUGUUGAGCUACCAAGUACUUGACUGUGAAGCAAGGGAUUUUACCUUUAGUUUUUAAUUUUUUUUGGGUCUCA